Messenger RNA from Linnemannia hyalina, 3465 nucleotides. The record is from the annotation of a GenBank genome assembly. NCBI's taxonomy places the organism in Eukaryota, Fungi, Mortierellomycota, Mortierellomycetes, Mortierellales, Mortierellaceae.
AUGGCAGCUUUGUCACAGGUCGCCCUGUUGGAGAUGGCACGCGAGGUCCUUCAAGUCUGUCAUGAUAACGAGUACGACCUCCAGGACAUUAUCGCCGACCUAACUACGACUAAGAGCACUGAAGUAACCAUCAACCGUAUCUUUGAUGGUCAGUUGAUGAAGAAGGGGGCUAGGCAAGGCUCGCCCGAGUUGCCCUCGGCAUCAGAACUGUUUCGUUCAAGGUCUCCGGAACAACUUCUUCCCCCUCGUACUCAGACCGUUGCCACCAGGAGUGGACCAACACCAACCCCUGCACCUGCACCAAAAUCGACACCCACAACACCAUCGAGCAGCAACGUGGUCGUGAUUCUGUCCUCGGACGAUGAAGACCACGUCAAGCCUGCCAACCCCUUUGACGACCUUUUUGACGACCCUAGCGAUAAUGAGGACGGUUUCGACGAGCUCAUGAAGAACAUUCACCUCAUCAAGUCAGGAAACGCAGCACCAUCCAAAAGGGCAAACGGGACUUCGUCGGCGGGAGCACCUGCGUUCAAGUCAGCAGCAUCGACGCCCUUGUCUCCUCGCAAGCGAACAGCUUUAUCACCACCCCUCAUCCUGUCUGGCAGAAGAUCGCCGAUAAUUGAACCCGCACCAUCAUCACGACCAUACCGGGAACUCUCGCCAUCCAUGGUCGCAAGGCCUACUACAACGAAGGCGACAGCAGUAUCACCAACAGCAACGCGGGCGAAUGGCUUGAAACCAAAGCCUGCAGAGACCUCACUCACCAAACGGAACAAUACCAGGACUGGCGCCCUGGCUUCGAAAUUCACCGACAAAAUGCCGUUAUCAUUAGAGAUCUGCUCAGAGUGGGACGACAUACCUCUUCUUCCAGAAUCCCCAUCACCUUCGCCAAAAGCAACAAAGGAAACGCCAACGAAAGCACGGGAUCGCUCCAAGAGUCCUAUUGUCGAGAUGAGGUCUCUUUCCCCUACACCGCCAUACUCGCCCUCUAAGAGAGGAUGGGCACUUUCUCGAUCACCCUCACCCGGAUUCAUGGCGCGACUCUCCAACAACGACUCUCCUCAUGUGGGAACAUCCACUUCCUCGAAGCCGACCACCCAGCCAGCUUUGGCCAUAAAGCGUCGGUCACCUUCGCCGUUUAGCAUUUCAAGGCGCAGGAGCACGGAUGAAAAGAAGAUCUCACCUCUUCCAUCGGAGGACGACCUACUCCCGAGGACCCGAGAGUUCAAUGCCGCCUCGCCUGUGAGUCGGUACUCGGAUGCAGCAUGGUUGAAGAGAGUCAAGGACGAGAAGCGGACGGAUCGUGUGCUGGGCGAGGAGAAAUCAAUUUGGCUCGACGAAGACGAUGAUGACGAGGACGACAAGUAUGGCGUAAAGAAGGAGUUCAAGCGCAGUACCAGCAGCGAGACAGUCACCAACGACGGCACCACAGAUGUAUUUGACCAUGCUGGUCCGAACGAGUGGUCCAAGUUUGAGCAUCUGGCCGACGAUGAUCUCAGUCCUCCAAGAUUAUACAAGGACGAUGAUGACAGCGACGACCCUCUGCGAGCCCUGGAUGCCGAUGACGAUUGGCGGUUGGGAACGAGGAAACGUUCGCGCAACAACGCCGGACUGUCCAUAUCUCCAUCUUCCAAGGAUCUCAAAAAAAACAAGCAGGCCCCAGGCACACCGACCAAGGCAAGGGUAAAGGCAAAGGCAAAGUCUGGCGCAGGAGCUUCUUCGCCAUCGUCGUCAGCGUUAGUGGUUCCAGGAGUUGAUCAUUUCGAUUUGAGCGGGCUGGACGAAUACCGGAACGAGCCCAUUAUACUCGACGACGAUGACCUUACUGGAGACUACUCAGUCGAGAAGGAGAUUGAGACACGGAGGAAGCAGCGUCAGCAACAAGGCAGGAAGGCGACGCUGAAGAGGGUCGACAGUCUGGAUCUUGAGGAUAUGGACGACUUACCCACUGCGGCGAAACCACGGCAAAGGAAUGGCAAGGCAAAAGCUGUUGACUCGGAUCUGGAAUUUGACGCCAACAACAGUGAUGGGGAGGACGGAUCUGACACGGGAGCCUCAAAGCCACUGACUGCCAAAGAGAGGAAGAAGGAGGAGGCCAGGUUGAAGAGAGAGGCGGUCAAGAAGAAAAAGGAUGAAGAAAAGGCAGCGAAGGAUAGAGAGAAGGCAGCAAAGGAUAGGGAGAAGGAGGUUGAGCGUUCAGCGAAGGAAGCAGAGGCAGCGGAGAGGAGGGCCAUGGGUCAAACCAGGGAUAAUGAAGCGCUGAGGAAGAGGAGAGAACGCGAGGAGGAAAGGCGAAUCAAGAUGGCGGAGACUGAGGCGGCCAAGCAGGCGGAGAGGGAGCUAAACGCCGCGAAUCGAUUGGUGCCCAAGUCUAAAUCGGUCGAGGAGAUGGUCCUUUGCAUGGAGGAGUCGAUGUUUGAUUCCGAGCUGGGCAAGGCUCUGCAGACGUAUUUGCAGGCGAUCGAGUGCCGCAUAGACCUGCUCAAGUCACCUGUCAGUACUGCCAUCGCCGUUGCGGCCGCAGCCGCAGCAAACGCUUCAAGACCGAUCGGCGAGUCAUUGAGCUCCUCGCUUUCAGACCUCAAUGGUACCAACGAUGCCUGCCCUGUCCGUGACCUGAUCUUUUGGAGACGCAUUGUCAAGAAGCGAUAUGAUGAGCAGAUGGCUGCCGAUGUGAACCUGCCCGAGGAGGAGCACACCGUCGAACUGGAGUCAUACUGGCUUUGUCACAUGACUGCGAAGGAGUUCUGCAAGAAGAUGAAGGAUGAUGAGCUGCACAGGUUCCUGGACUCGGUCUCGAGAGAUAUGCGGACUCGGAUAAAGCGACAAAAGGCGACGCAGGAGGCUAUGGGCUUGAUCCCGACGACGUACGAGGAUCGAAGCCGACGACCGCGAGUGAUCUUCAUGAUUAUGGGACUGUCAGCUCACCUCCGAGGUUUGAAGACGAUAACUUCGCGAGAUUUCGCAGAAAGGGUCCGGGCUAAUAUGCAGGCGGAAUACGGUGGUGGCGGUGGUGCUGGGAAGGCUGCUAAAGCAAUCACUGGAAGAGACAGCUCAGAACCUGAUGAGGACCGCAUUGACAAAGAGCUUUUGAGGCUUCAGCUAGAGGAGGACUGUCUCAUCAUCCUCACCGACGACUAUGACGAGUCUGCCCAAAUGACCGUCAGCUUGACCGAGCAACUCGGUCAGCGCCCUUACAAUGGGACAGGCUACAAGGAGACUUGGGAAGUGAGUCUUCAGCAGAUCCAUAUGAUAACACCUCGAGUAGCCCGGUCGAUCGCUGCGACAUACCCGACCAUCCGGUCGCUUUAUGACGGUUACAGGAGGUGUGCGACUGUUCGCGACGCCCAUUCCAUGCUCGAGGGUAUUCCCGUGGAAGAAAGGUCGAGUGUGAUUGGAAAGGGCAUCUCCAGGAGGGUGUACGAUGUCUUUAUGGGCGAGGAUCCUGACGCAGGCGUCUCGUAG